This is a messenger RNA of Solanum dulcamara, 1297 nucleotides long. RefSeq names its product hevamine-A-like. The transcript is spliced from 2 exons. The record is from RefSeq and is a predicted model, not a curated record. Bases 382 to 1266 code for a protein of 294 amino acids. Gene Ontology annotation, cellular component: extracellular region. Gene Ontology annotation, molecular function: chitinase activity. Gene Ontology annotation, biological process: carbohydrate metabolic process. NCBI's taxonomy places the organism in Eukaryota, Viridiplantae, Streptophyta, Magnoliopsida, Solanales, Solanaceae.
GGAAAAUAGACAAAUAUGCACGGAGAGAAGUGGUUAUCUCAGAGAUGACAAUAAUAACAUAUUCAGUAUAAUUUUAUUAGUAGGAUUUGUAGACGCGAUGUAACAAACCUUACCCCUAUUUUUCUCUGCAAGAGUGUAGAAAGUCCGAUGUAAAGUUUGAAGAUGACAUGACCAAAAAUAUCCUUUGAUGAUUGACUUCUUCCUUCCAUAUUCCCAUCUGUCUUUGGUUGAAAUUUGAAAAUAUUCAAAGAAUCCCCAUAAUGCAAGAGAGUGGCACUAUUUUAUAGAAAGAAAAUAUCCUUUUUUUUCCCUUCCAAACCCUAUAAAAAGCAAUCGCUUUUAAUCUCCACCAUAACCCCAAAUCCCAAUAUUCUAUCAAAAAUGACCAUCAAUCUCCUCCUUUCCUCUGUUUUAUUCUUAGCCAUCGUGCACAACUCAAUUGCUAGUGGCAUAGCCAUUUACUGGGGCCAAAACGGCAACGAAGCAACUUUAAACGACACUUGUAAUUCGGGAAGAUAUGCCUAUGUCAACUUAGCCUUUCUUAACAAAUUCGGUAACGGCCAAACCCCAGAAAUCAAUCUCGCCGGUCACUGCAACCCCGCCGUCAAAGGCUGCACAAUCGUCGGCCCAGAAAUCAAACACUGCCAAAAAUUAGGCGUCAAAGUAAUGUUGUCCAUUGGCGGUGGCAUUGGAAAUUACUCAUUAGCUUCAAAAAAAGACGCCAAGGACGUUGCACGUUAUCUAUGGAACAAUUUCUUAGGCGGGCGUUCGUCUUUUAGGCCUUUGGGAAAUGCUAUUCUCGAUGGAAUUGACUUUGAUAUUGAGCUUGGAUCGUCUCUUCACUACAAAGAUCUAGCUAAAUACUUGAAAAAUUAUAGCAAGCGUGGAAGAAAAGUGUACCUAACAGCAGCUCCACAAUGUCCAUUUCCUGAUAGAUUACUCGGUACUGCCUUGGAUACAGAGCUUUUUGACAAUGUUUGGAUUCAAUUUUACAAUAAUCCUCCGUGCCAGUUCACUCCUAAUAAUACGGAUAAUCUGAAAAACUCUUGGAUCCGGUGGACGACGUCGGUGAAUGCGCGAUGGAUAUUUUUGGGGCUUCCGGCUGCACCGCAGGCUGUCGGAAGUGGGUUCAUUCCGGUGGAUGUGUUGACGGCGGAAAUUCUUCCGGUGAUUAAGAAAUCACGCAAGUAUGGCGGUGUUAUGUUGUGGUCGAAAUUUUGGGAUGAGCAGACCGGAUAUAGUGUCUCUAUUCUGAAGAGUGUGUGAAAAAUGUUUUUGUGAGAAAUUUGAAAAUAAU